This is a messenger RNA of Drosophila gunungcola (fruit fly), 388 nucleotides long. RefSeq lists its product as uncharacterized. Bases 12 to 368 code for a protein of 118 amino acids. Lineage: Eukaryota; Metazoa; Arthropoda; Insecta; Diptera; Drosophilidae. The record is from RefSeq and is a predicted model, not a curated record. The transcript has a single exon.
UUUUUCGAGACAUGAAGAAAACGUGCGAAGUGCAGGAGCUGUUCGAUGGCCUGAGCCAGACUUUUGCGAAAUACAAGAACUCGCGCAAUUACGAAAUGGUCCAGAUCUUGAAUCGGGUGCGCUGCUGCGAGUGUGGCCACAAAAUGAGGGUUAAUAUGGCCCGGAAGAUAAUGUCACGAUGUCCGACAUCCACAUCCAAGGAUUUUCGGACACGCUAUCUCAUCAUCAUUUGCUUCGGUCUGCUAUUUCUGAUCUCUAUAUAUACGGUUCAUGUGGCUCGGAGAUAUAAUCAUGUGCGGGCCUAUGGCAGUAGUGCCUGCGGAUCGACCUUCUUUUAUACCUAUACCGAUUGCGAUGUAUUCUACUAGUGACUCCACUUAUAACCUUC